AUGAUAGAAAGUGACAUCUCAUCCAUGAUGUCAGGAAUUAUUCGAAACUCAGGGCAAAAUCACCACCCCUCUCCACAGGAAUACAGGCUCCUGGCCACCACCUGCGAUGAUGACCUUCCCGGGGACCUGCAGUCGCUGUCGUGGCUCACGGCCGUGGAUGUGCCGAGGCUGCAGCAGAUGGCGAGUGGCCGUGUGAACCUGGGCGGCCCCAGUGUACCACACGUGCACCCAGGUGCCUUGGCCAGGGCGGCUGACUUGCACAUGGCAGCCACCCCAGGCCACCUGCUCCAAGGCCCACCUGCCAUGGCCCCCCAAGGCAUGCUGUGUCCGAGUCCCCUGACCAACCACGGAGCCAGUCAAAUGAACCAGUUCGCUGUGGGGGGCCAGCCCUCGUCCAGCCUGCAGAACCCACCACAGCUGUACUCUGCCGCCUCGCAACCUCAGUUCCCGCUCCCCCCAGGUGUCCAGCAGUGCGCUCCUGUGGGCCUGUAUGGCUCCCCAUUUGGGGCACGGCCUCCCUACCCCCAGCCCCGCAUGGCUGUGCAUUCAUCCCAGGAACUGCACCCCAAACACUAUCCCAAGCCCAUCUAUUCCUACAGCUGUCUGAUCGCCAUGGCCCUGAAGAAUAGCAAGACAGGAAGCCUGCCCGUGAGCGAGAUCUAUAGCUUCAUGAAGGAGCACUUCCCCUACUUCAAGACAGCUCCUGACGGCUGGAAGAACUCUGUGAGGCACAACCUGUCCCUGAACAAGUGCUUUGAGAAGGUGGAGAACAAGAUGAGCGGCUCCUCGCGCAAGGGAUGCCUGUGGGCCCUGAACCUGGCCCGCAUCGACAAGAUGGAGGAGGAGAUGCAGAAGUGGAAAAGGAAGGACCUGGCUGCCAUCCACCGGAGCAUGGCCAACCCCGAGGAGCUGGACAAGCUGAUCUCGGACCGGCCGGAAAGCUGCCGACGCCCUGGCAAGCCAGGGGAGCCUGAGGCCCCGGUGCUGACCCAUGCCACCACGGCGGCCGUGGCCCACAGCUGCCUGGCCAUCUCCCAGCUCCCACCCCAGCCGCUGAUGACCCUGUCCCUGCCGUCGGUCCCCCUGCACCACCAGGCACAGCCCCAGGCACAUCUGGUGCCGGACUCUCCUGCCCCAGCCCAGACCCCACCUCUGCACGCCCUGCCAGACCUGAGCCCCAGCCCCCUCCCCCACCCCACCAUGGGAAGGGCGCCUGUGGAUUUCAUCAACAUCAGCACCGACAUGAACACCGAGGUGGAUGCCCUGGACCCCAGCAUCAUGGACUUUGCUCUGCAGGGGAACCUCUGGGAGGAGAUCAAGGAUGAAGGCUUCAGCCUGGACACGCUGGGGCCCUUCGGAGACUCCCCGCUGGGCUGUGAGCUGGGGGCCUCGGGCCUGACUCCCGUCUCUGGUGGCAGUGACCAGUCCUUCCCAGACCUUCAGGUGACCGGUCUCUACGCUGCCUACUCGACCCCAGACAGUGUGGCCACGUCAGCCACCACCUCCUCCUCUCAGUACCUGGGCGCCCCGGGGAACAAGCCGAUAGCCCUGCUUUGA
This is a messenger RNA of Budorcas taxicolor (takin), 1557 nucleotides long. RefSeq names its product forkhead box N4 (gene FOXN4). Lineage: Eukaryota; Metazoa; Chordata; Mammalia; Artiodactyla; Bovidae. Gene Ontology annotation, biological process: regulation of DNA-templated transcription. Gene Ontology annotation, molecular function: cis-regulatory region sequence-specific DNA binding; DNA-binding transcription factor activity. Gene Ontology annotation, cellular component: nucleus. The record is from RefSeq and is a predicted model, not a curated record. The coding region runs from base 1 to 1557 and encodes 518 amino acids. The transcript is spliced from 9 exons.